AUGAUAAUAUUUGAGCUUAUAAAUCUGAAAGGGCACUUUAUGGUAAAAGCAAGUAUGAAGGAUUUUGAUAUUUUUGAACAACAGUUUAUUGAACUUCUUGGAGAAUUUCAGUCAAUUAGUACUUCUGAAACUCGUCUUCGAGAAGCAGUGAGGACAGAGUCCACAAGAGCUGAAGCUGCGGAGGCCGCGCGUGAGAGCGCCGUGCGAGCGGCCUCAGAGGCCAGGAGCAGCGCCGCAGCAGCCGCAGCCAGCGCCACGCAGGCCGCUGCUGCUUUGGCAAAGGCACAAGAUGACUUGACUGGACUUAAAAUGCAGUUGGAACUCGUCGAGCGUCAAAGAACUCUGUUAGAAGAGCGGUGCACGGAGAUCACAACUCAAGUCGGGUGUUUGGAGAGGGAGUUGCAGCAGCUGCGGCCGCUGCAGUCAGCACACGCCGCGCUGCAGCGGCAGUAUGUGGAGCUGCAGGAAAGGAUCUGUUCAGCCACUGAAGAAGCUCGCAAGGAAUCAUCUCGCCUGGAAGCAGAGCUUCGCCGAGUGGAGCGCUGCGCAAGUGGCGGCUCUGAGAUACGUGAGCGAGCACGGCUCGCGGCCGCCGCGCAUGCUCGCGAACGGAAGCUCGCGGCCGCCGAGCUGCAGCACGCUACGAGGGAACUGCGCCAGGCUAAUGCUGAAAUAGCGCGACUUGGAGCUCUCGUUGCCGAGUUGCAGCUGCGUGCAACACACACAACCGAAUCCAAGCCGUGUAUUGACGAAUCGGAGACGGUUUUGGAACUCCGAGCAGCUUUAGAGGCAGAACGAGCGGGUACUUCACGCCUGGAGAUCGCACUGGCGUCCGCGUUGUCUGAUAACGCAGCUCUGGCCGCUAGCAUGCACGCAAGUGAUAACACUCCUACUAAAACACAAAGGUCUGCGGGAUCUACACCGCCAAUGGGCUCGUCUGCUAUUUGCCCGAUUGACUCGUUCCUUGCUGAUUAAUUAAUUUACUUUAUGAACAUUAAGGUUAUUACAAUUCGUUAUUAUCAUAAUAUUUUAGACAAAAUA
Molecule: messenger RNA, 1041 nt
Organism: Ostrinia furnacalis (Asian corn borer)
Lineage: Eukaryota; Metazoa; Arthropoda; Insecta; Lepidoptera; Crambidae
Product: centrosomal protein of 164 kDa
Exons: 6
Coding region: 1-975 (324 amino acids)
Source: RefSeq, a predicted model, not a curated record